Molecule: messenger RNA, 1427 nt
Organism: Gigantopelta aegis
Lineage: Eukaryota; Metazoa; Mollusca; Gastropoda; Neomphalida; Peltospiridae
Product: zinc metalloproteinase nas-1-like
Exons: 7
Coding region: 32-1237 (401 amino acids)
Biological process (GO): proteolysis
Molecular function (GO): metalloendopeptidase activity; zinc ion binding
Source: RefSeq, a predicted model, not a curated record
CUCUCUCUCUCUCUCUCUAUUUUCAGCUUACAUGGGUUCAUCUGACAUCUGUGUUGGAAUCAUGGUAGAUCUUGACAUGUGUCUGACUCAUCGGCAAACCAGACUUCUACACGGGAAGAGAAGAGGCAAACGCAUGAAGAGAAAGGCCCUGAAGAAGAUGUCGAAGCGAUGGCCGAACGGAACAAUUCCGUUCGAAAUUAUAGACGGCGCCUUUGGUCAGCAGGACAUCCUAGUGAUCAAUCAGGCCAUGCUGGAAUGGGAGCACCACACUUGCCUCAAGUUCAGGCGAUCUAGAGAAAGCGACAGGGACAGGCUGGUCAUACAGACUGGGGCAGGAUGUUUCUCCAAUGUCGGGCGAAUCGGUGGUCCACAACCGCUUGUACUGGGCACAGGCAUAUGCAGAACGAAAAAGGUCGUGGUGCACGAGAUGGCCCACGCGAUCGGCAUGAUCCACGAACACCAGCGGCCCGAUCGCGACAGCUUCAUCAAGGUGCACCUCCAGAACGUUAAGUCGAGAUUCGUCAACCAGUUCGACACGUUCCAGUCGUCCGCCAUCGACAGCUACGGCGUCGAGUACGACUAUCUCUCCAUCAUGCACUACGGCAAAACGUUCUUCGCAGAAGAUGGGAUUUCGACGACAAUCGAGACCCUGGACUACGCUUAUCAAGACAUGAUAGGAAGAACAGAAGAGUUAUCUUUCUCUGACAUCAAGAUAGUCAACUCCAUGUAUAAAUGCGCAGAGGGAUGUCCUAAUCUGAACACUCUAACUUGUUCUGACGGUGGCUACCUCGACAAACACUGUCUGUGCGUCUGUCCAGACGGAAGUUCCACCUGCGUCGUGGAAAUGUCCUUCGGCCUGGGUCACUCGUCGGUUUCUACGGUCAACGCAGACGUCUACAACACGUUCGUGCCGGCAAGCACUCUCGACGGCGUCUCGCUGCAGAACUCGGUGAUAGAUGACCCUCCGAAUCCCACCAUUCAGCACAUGGGUUUGGCAGAGUUCACCUCGGCAAACGCGAUCGACUGGAGAAGUUUGUUAUUCGGCAGGAACAAAGUUUUACGGAAUCGCCACCAACACCCUUACGUUUAUUCCCGCAUGUCUCCGUUGGCGUCCGCGCGUUUGAAGCGACUUCUGAAUCGUGCCAACCAGCCAUUGGUUGAUGAUCAAAUGCCAAUGAGACAAACUAAUACUCCUCAAAACUUUCGCUUUGUUAGCAACCCUAGAUAUUAUGUGUAGCCCUUAUACACUGGGAAUAAUGGGGUAAAGGGUAUUACUAGUUGGAAAUCGCCAGUUGUGUAUGCAAAAUCUUAGUCAGUUAAGGUCUCACUACACAGAUCACUUCCGGGUGAGAGUUCAUUGAUCACGGUCCACUGUAGUUCCUAAUUGGGACACAUGUUAUGGUUCACAUAUUCACUUCUAGGAAAUG